This is a messenger RNA of Salpingoeca rosetta, 7623 nucleotides long. RefSeq lists its product as uncharacterized. The transcript has 4 exons. NCBI's taxonomy places the organism in Eukaryota, Choanoflagellata, Craspedida, Salpingoecidae. The record is from RefSeq and is a predicted model, not a curated record. Bases 106 to 7623 code for a protein of 2505 amino acids.
GGCUGGUACGGAGAAUUGGUUGGAAAUACGCCCAAAUUUCUCAUCCCGCCCAACACCCGCAACGGACGGCGAGCGAGGAGAGGACAAGGACAACGGAUAGGCAUCAUGGAUGGGGCAGAGCGCGCCGCAGAGGGCGCAGCGCUGCUGAAGAAACUGGCCAGGAAGCGCAACAAGAAGGCCGCAAAGAAGAAGUCCAAGCCAAAGCAAGACAAGCCACCACAGCCACAAGAGCAGCAAGAACCACAGCCACACGAGCAGCAAGAACCUCAAUCACAGUCACAAGAGCAACAAGAACCACAGUCACAAGAGCAGCAUGAACCACAACCACAGUCACAACACCAGCUCGAGCCACAACCACAACAACCCCACCAGAGUGAGCCACAACUUCCCUACCAGGCCCCAGCAGUUUCUGCGACAGCAAACGAUUUCGUGGACAAUACUGCUGCCGCUCCUCAUGACAUUGGGCACGGCCAGCACAACGAGGACAACGGCACGCUUGCCACAGAUUCCAGCGAUCACACAGCGCCUCAGUCCGCCCCAUAUGAUCAGCAAGAAGGGCAGGAUGAGCUCAUGUCGUCUCAGCCACUAGACUCCAGCGAUCUCACAGCGCUGCUCACGGGGCUUGAGUCUGCGGGAAGCGACGUGCAUGACGCGGUACUGGCUGCAGAGCAGCAGGUCACCCAACAGCGUGAACAGAUUGACAGACUCAACCAGAACUUGGAUGAGCUGAGGAAUGAGAACGCCCAGCUGCGCCAGCAGCUUGCCGAUGCCGCCAGCACUACAGUCACAAGCGAGCAGCAGCAACAGCAGCGCGUGCAUGUGCUGGAGCAAGAAGUGGGCACACUGCAACACAACCUGCACAGUGCACAGGCCGAGCUGGCCGAGGCGCAGAGGGAGGUGGCGGAGCGCGAAAGUGGACGCCUGGAAGCGAUUACGCUCCAGCGCGAGCAGCGAGGGGAGAUUGAGAGGCUGCAGCAAGAGCUGUCUGAGCUGCGGACAACGCGGACGAAGCGAGAGGAAGACAUUGAGCGGGAGCGCUCGGAGCUGCUGGUCAAGGUGGAGGAGUUGCAGGCGCAGAGCGGAGAUGUGGAGGCACGGCAGCGAGAGGAGAUUGAGAGGCUGCAGCAAGAGCUGUCUGAGCUGCGGACAACGCGGACGAAGCGAGAGGAAGACAUUGAGCGGGAGCGCUCGGAGCUGCUGGUCAAGGUGGAGGAGUUGCAGGCGCAGCUGGCAUCAGCGGGCGACCUAAACGAGACUGUCCUGCGGCUGACGGGCGAGCGCGAUGAAGCCAUGUCACGGGCGCGGGAACAAGAGCAGCAGCUGGCUGACCGCGAACAGCAGCUCACACACGCGCAGAAGCAGUUGGCGGACCUGCAGCAGCAGGUGGACACGCUUGCCACUUCGUCCAGCGAGGACGUUGCCCAGUGGCAGGAACGCGUGCAGCAAGAGGAGAGCGAGCACGCCGAAACAAAGCAGCAGCUUGCGCAGGAGCAGCAGCGCGCGCACGACCUCCAGCAGCAGCUGCAGCGCCUGCAAUCGUCGCAGCGCGCCGUUGACGAGGGCAUGGCGGGCCUGCAGUCGCUCGAGCAGGACAUACAGCGGCGCGAGAAGGACGUGCAAGCGCGCGAAGAGAGGCUUGCCUCAGACGAGGAGGCGUUGCGCACGCGCCAGUCACAGCUGAGCGAGCAGGAGCACGCACUCACGCAGCAGCAGCAAGAGCACAGCGAGCAGCGGCGCGCGUUUGAGGAGGAGAUGCACCAGGCGCGGGCACACGUGCACGAAUUGGAGGAGAGCGUGAAGGCGCGCGAGCGUGCGGUGGAGAUGAAGGAGGCUGCUGCUGCUCAGGAUGAUGAACACGCCAACGCGCAGCUGGCCGACCUGCAGGAGAAGUGUGCACGUGCACAGCAGGAGAAGGAGGAGGUUGAGGAGCGGAUGUCCCAGCUGGAGACAAGCCUGCAGCACCAGGUGGUGUCGCUACAGCAGCAGAACAAGGACCAGCAGCAGCGCCUGUCGCAGAGCAGCGAAGAGCACGCACAGGACAAGCUUGCGCUGAAGCAGCUGCGGGAAGAGCUGAACAUGGCCAAGGCAGAGCUGGCCGCGGCGCAGGCGCAGGUGCAGGCGCAGUUGGAGGAGCAGGACGCCGACCUCGCACACAGGGCAAAGGAGGUGGAGGAGAUGCGCGCAGAGCUUGAGCGGCAGCAGCAGCUGCUCGACGCCGCAAGCGCCAAGGUUGCACAGCGGGAGAAGGAGGCCGAGGAGGAGUGGCGGUCGCUGGGGGAGCAGCAGCACCAGGUGGAGCAGGCCAAGCGAGAGGCAGCCGUCGCCGCAAGCAGGCUGCAGGAGAGGGAAGAGCAGCUGCACGCAAGCGAGCGCACACUUGAUGAGAUGCGUGCGACGCUGCAGUCGACGGAACAGGCGCUGAGCGCACAGCAGGACGAGCUGGACCAGCGCGAGGAGAGCCUGAAGGAAUACGAGGCCAAGAUGCGGCAGUCGUGGGCGGAAGCAAACGCCAGUUUGGAGGAGGACCGGGAGGACCUGGACCGCAGGCGCAAGGAGUUGAGCGAAGCACGUGAGUCGCAGCAGCAGCGUGAGGGCGAGCUGUUGCGCCGCCGCUCCGAGCUCGACGACACGGCGGAGAAGCAGCAGCAGCUGGAGAUGCAGCUUGCCAGCGAGGUUGAGCGCGUCGAGUCCCUCAAGGCGCAGCUGCAGCAGCAAGAGGAACAGCUGCAGCUGCAGCAGCGCGACGUGCAGGAGGCGCGGGAGGCGCUUGAUGCCGACCAGGCUGAACUGGCCAAGGAGAAGGAGCAGGUCCGCAGCCGCGUGGAGACGGCAGAGCGCCGCUGGCAGGACGUGGAGGAGCGGCAGCAGACGCUGGCCGACGCUGAGAAGGCGAUGGAGAAGCAGGCGCGGGACGCAGACGAGCGCGCAGCCAACCUCAAUGCCCGGCAGCAAGAGCUUGAGGCCGCCAUGGAGGAGGUGACGAAGCAGCGGCAGGAGCUGGCGCGGCUGCACGAGGCGGCUGAGGCAGACGUCAGUGCCGUGCAGCGGGAACUGCAGCAGGAACGCACGCGCCUGCGCCAGCUGUCAGAGGAGCUGGACGCCAGGGAGAAGGAACUCGCCGCAGCGCGGGAAGCACAUGCGAGCGAAGCAGAGGAGCUUGCACACAAGCAGCGCAAGCUGGCAGACAGGCAGCAGCACCUGCACGCGCGGGAAGCGCAGCUGGUCACGCACGAGAACGAGGCGGCGAGGCGGCAGCACUUGCUGGAGAAGGGCGAGCGGCAGCUGAAGGACAAGUGGGAUGACCUGGACGCGCGCACACGCGAGCUGCAGGAAAACCACGAGAUGUUCAUGAACGACAUGACCGUGCGUGAGCACCGCACGCGCGUGGCGCGAAGCGAGCUGGCGAACCAGCAGCGCGCACUCGCGGCGCAGCAGCAAGAGCUGGAGCGUUCACGUGCACAGCUGAAGCAGGAUGCCGAGAAGCAGCGAGCGCGGGCAAGCGCACAGCAGCACGACCUCGACGCCCGGUUUGAGGAGCUGGAGCACCAGCGCACAGCCCUGGCACGGCAGCGGCUGCAGGCGGAGCAGCUUGCCGCAGAGAACCACGAACGGCAGAUGCAGCUACAGCAGCUGGAGAAGGACCAAGCCAAGAUGGACGAGAGCCUGGCUGCGCGCGAGAAGGACGUGGAGGCGCGGGAGGAGCGCAUGCGCGAGCAGUCCUCUCGGCUGUCCUCCCAGUCCACAGUGCUGAACGAGCUGCGGCAGCGGCUGGACGAGGAAGAGCGGGCGCUGCAGGAGCGCACGGACGCGUUUGCAAAGGAACAGCAGGAGGCGCGCGACGCCCUCAGCGCAAAGGAGGAACAGCUCAACGCACAGAGCCAGUCCCUGAGCGAUGCGCGGGCGCAGGUGGAGAAGCAGCAGCAUGCCGUGCGCCAGCAGGCCGCCAAGCUGGUGGAGGACCAGGAGAAGGUGAAGGCGCGGCACAAGGAGGCAGACGAGCGGAGCGCCAUGCUUGAGCAGCGGGAGCAGCGCGCGAAGCAGCAGCACGACGCGCGCACGCGCAAGCUCAACGAGCGGGUGACGCAGAUUGAGGAGCUUGAGGCGCGGUUACUCGUGCGCACGAAGGAGCUUGAGAAGGCGCAGGCGUACUUUGAGCGGCUGAAGCAGGACCAGGAGCAGCACCUGCGGCAGCAGAAGCGGGCCCUGGAGACACGCGAACGCACCAUUGAGGAGAAGCUCAACCACCUGCGCUCGCAGGAGGACCUGUUGCGUAAGCUCGAGGAGCGUGCACAGGCCAAGUUUGCCGGCAUGACGCAAGAGCGCGCGGCGCUGGCGGACAGCUGGGGGCGGGAACGGCACGAGCUGCACCAGCUCAAGGAGGAGCUGAUUGCAUACGAGCAGCGGCUGGAGGCGAGGGAGACGUCGCUGCGUGAUCGACAGGAGCAGCAGCGCAAGGAACUGGAGGAGAUUGGCAAGCAGCGUGCCGCCGCCAGGGUGGAGCGCACGCAGCUUGAGGAAGCCCGCAUAGCACUGCAGCAAUCGCAGGACACACAGCAGGAGCGGCAGGAGCUGGAACAGCUGAUGCAAGAGGUGACGCAGCAAAUCUCCGAGCUGGACACGCAGAAGAAAGAGAUGGACAGGCACCACCUGAACAUGAAGCGGGCGCUGCUGGUGCUGUCUGAGGCCUUCCCUGACACACGCCUCUCCGACCGCCAGGUUGACGAAGUGACGAUUGAAGAGGCGCUGGCGCUUGUUCGCGAGCGCGUAGCUGUGUUGAAGGAGCAGAAGCAGGACGAACAGGCCCGCGCAACGCGGCUGCAGCAGGACGUGCGCACGCUUCAGCAACAGCACAGCAAGAGCAGCAGCAUGGGCAGCAGCCGGCGCAGUGAUGACGCGGGUGCCAGCAGGCGUGGCGGCACCGCGUCUGAUGCUGAUGCUGAGGCCGUCCGCCGUGCACUUGAGGAACGGGAUCACGCGUUGAAAGAAGCGCAACAUCUCCGGCAACGGCUGCAGGAACACGUCAACAACAGCGGCGAGGCGCACCAGGGAGAGGCGGCCCUACUGCAGCGAAUGCUGAACAGCGAAACGCAGGAGCUGCGCGCUGUUAAGGCGCAGCACGUCAAGGCAGAGACGCGCGCAAAGUCGCUUGAGCAGCAGGUCACGCGCCUGGAGCACGAACUCACGCGUGUGAGGGAGCAGCAGCAGAAACAACAGCAGCAACUGCAACAGCAGCAGGGCGCAGCGAACACGCGCGAUCACCAGCAGGGUGACCACCAACAUCAUCACCACCACCACGCGGGCGAUGAGAAGCAUGCGCACAAGCUGCGGGAGCUUGAAGAGACGCUUGACGCUGCGUUUGAGGAGCGUGACCAGACGAAUCAGCGGAUUGAGGUGCUCCACAGCCGUCUGCAGGAGCUUACAGCACGCCACGAGAAGGAGGUCGCCCGCCUCAAGGCUGAGAAACAGGACCUGGAGGAAGAAGUCAAGGCGCUGAGCAACAGCGGCAGCAGCAGACGCGCACGUAGAGGACACGGGCACGAUGACGACGGCGGCGACAACGAUGGUGGUGACCGCGAGCAAGAAGAGGCUGUGCGUCGCUUGUCCACGCACGCAAUCACGCUUGAAACGCAGUUGCGCGAGGCGAUGGACGAGCGGGAAGAGCUUGGGCGGCAGUUGUCGAGCCAGCAGGCCGAGAACGAAACGCUGCGCGAAAAGUACGACCACCUGCAAGACCGCUACCGGGCAAUGGAGGACACCUGUCGCGAUUUGUUGCGUGAGCGCGUGGACUCGCAGUCCGCUGCCAUCAGCAGCACCCGCGGUAAUGGUGGUAACAAUAGAGGCUUUGGUGCAAGUGGCUCGCGCUCGCGCCACCAACCCCAGCACCGCCAUCUCCUUGACCGGAGCGAGGGGCGUGACAGCUUCGGCAGCCCGCAGAGCCACGACAGCCGUGAUGGUGGAAGGGUGAGUGGCGACGAGGAUGAGGAUGACCAAGCGGUCGACGCAACGACGCGCGGAUAUCGCCACGCACGCGACGCCGACGUGCGCCACCUGCACACGCAGGCCAGGGCCAGUGGUGGUGGUGGUGGUGGUGUGUCGCACAGCGAGCGCAGCAUGGCGAGCGAAGAGCACCAGCUCCUGCGAGGGAUUGACAGCGGACUGCUUGACCCAACCCUCAAGGCGCUGCUCAGCUACCGCCGCCCCAACACCACGGCCAAGCAGGCUGCAGCCACGAAUGGCGCAGGCGACCUCUACUCAUCAACGCCGGGCAGACAGCCAUACGCGCACAUGCAAACGUACCCGCCAGUGCGUGGCAGUGGCAGUGGCAGCCAUGGUCAUGGUGAUGGCGAUGGCGAUGAUGGUGAGGGCAGCGAUGUCCGUCUUGAGCGUCACGGCGCGGCGCUGGCGGCACUCGAGCGAAUGCGCUCGCUCACCAGCACGGAUGCCUCUGCCACAACACGGACGACGGACGUUGUGACACAAAGCAGUGUGACGUCGCUUCGAUGGCAAACGAGCGGUGGUGGGCGGCAGAGCCCCUUCCAGCCGUUCAAGAGCCCAACAGCUCGCUAUGGUGAUGAUGAUGAUGUUGAUGAUGAUGGUGACGAUGAUGUUGAUGAUGGUGACAUCAGCCGCCAGCAUCAGCUGCUUCGGCAGAACGCUGCAGCCAGGAGUAGCGGUGGCGACAGAAGCGGCGUGGCAGGCCAGGACCACGCACCGUCAUCGUCAUCAGCGCCAACUGCAACAGCAGCAGCAGCAACCAGCACAUCGGGCAUCUACGGGUUUGGCAGAGGCGACAGCGGCGACGCAUCUGCGCUGUACAGCGACCAGCACCAGCACACCAUUCGCGGCACGGCUGAGCUCCUGGACGAUCGCUCGUGGGCGCGAAGGAGUGGGGACAAUGAGGGCUUCAGUGCUGGCCGCGAUGUGUACGACACGUCACCUACCGCGUCAUCGGUGCAGUCGUAUCACACUGCCGUCUCCCACGCCAACGACUCGCCAUCAGAGCUGGACGCCUCUGGCCAGUUUGCCCGACGCAGCAGCGGCAACAUCCGCUUUGCCGAUGGCGAUGGUGAUGGUGAUGGUGAUGGUGAUGGCGAUGGUGUUGGCAGGUAUCGUGGGUCUUGGCGCGGUGGAGGUGGUGAUGAGCAAGAGGAGCCGUUGUACUCCUCUGGCGGGCGAUCGCAUCGCAGCCACCGCAGUGCCUAUGGUGGUCACAGUCAUGGUGAUGGUGAUGGUGAAGGGGAUGAUGGUGAUGGUGAGUUUGGGGACGCUGCCAACACAACGUUGACAGCAACGAAUGCUGGACGCGGUGCUCGCAGCAGCAGCUACCAUGAUGGCGGUGAUGGGGAUGACGAUGACGAUGGUGCUGGUGAUGUGAUGGGGGACGCGUCGCACUGGCGUGCCAAGUACGGUGGCGGCCGUCAUGCAUCAACGGCACGGGCAGGCGACCUCGGUAGCGGGUUGCUGCAGGACUUGGAUGCCAUGGGCGAGUCCACCUGGCCCAGCACAACACGAACGGUGCCAACAGCACCAACAGCACCACGCCAGCAGCUUCCAGAUGCUCACGCGUUUCUGCAGAAGCUGAUGCAAUCACGGGAUGUACACGAAUCUUACCCCGCAGAAUAG